Euleptes europaea (tarantolino) is the source of this 793-nucleotide messenger RNA. It is a transcript of the gene SMCO3, whose product is annotated as single-pass membrane protein with coiled-coil domains 3. The coding region runs from base 94 to 771 and encodes 225 amino acids. The record is from RefSeq and is a predicted model, not a curated record. The transcript has 2 exons. NCBI's taxonomy places the organism in Eukaryota, Metazoa, Chordata, Lepidosauria, Squamata, Sphaerodactylidae.
ACCAGCAACAACUUAGGAGCCAAAGGCAUAAUGCCUACAAACAAGGCCUCAAACUCAUUCUGCAAAACUGAAACAUGAGAUUAUCUUCACAGAAUGAAUUUAAGUGAUCUUCUCUAUCCAAAUAAUCCAAAGAGGCGCCAGGAUGUCAUUGACCUGCACCAGCAAAUGCUUGCUUGCAUGCAACUUAAUUUUAAGGCAACCAAUGAUCUGAUUGGGGCACUGAAUGCACACCUGGGGACCAGAAUCGCUCACAUUAAAAUGAAAGAAGGAGGUACCAUCAAAGAAAACUGUGACAUUAUUAUACACGCCAUGAAUGAUAUUCAGCAAAAGCUGGGGAAUUUUGACAAAGAAAUGAAGGAAAAGCUAGCACCAGUAAUAUAUCAAAAGCUUUAUGAUAUUAAACAGCCUGAACUGGAAAAAAUUGCCACAGCUCGUAAAAUCGUUUCUAUUGUUCUUGGAGAGGCUACUGCUAGUGCAGGUGCAAUAGUUGUAAAAUUAAUUGGUUCAAAUAUUAUAAAGGUUACUGUUAACAAACUAGUUGCACUGCUUGCUCAGAUUGGGGUAUCUGUUCUCGGAGGCAUUGGCAUUAGUGUUCUGGGGCUUGGCAUUGAAGUAAUUCUUCAUGCCAUCUUGGGAGCAGUGGAAAGAGAUCACCUUCUGGCAUGUAUUCAGAGCUAUGAGCAACAUUUGGCUGAAUUCAAGGAAGCCUCAGAGACAUAUCAGUGGGCCAUCAAUGAAGUAAGUGCACUGGUGAAAGACAAAGCUGAGUAAGUGGCACUAAGGAAUGUCCUUG